AGUAAGUUAAGAAUUAAACUUCCGUAACUGUAAUUCUCCAUCACAAUGCAGCAGGCGUAUUUUGGUCCUCAGCAGCCCAUGCUCCCGCCGGGCUGGCAGCUGUCUUACACGGCUGACGGGAAGCCUUACUACAUCGACCACAACACCAAGACGACGCACUGGACGAUACCGCCGACCGCGUACGAACCGUACUACAAUAACGGGCGCGGCCGUGGUGGCGCUGGAUACCGUGGCGGUCGCCAGGGCAUCGAUAGGACCAAGAUGAAGUCCAAGAUGUGUAUCUACUGGGAAAAGAACGGCAACUGCGCGUGGGGCGACCGCUGCGCGUUUGCGCACGGCGCCGAGGAGCUCCGUAACCCCCCUGCGCAGGCUCAGAACGGUGCUUCUCCUAAUGCGUAAGGGGCGAGCGAAGCCGUUAAAAAAGAAAAGAAGAACGUAAUGUAAAGUGGAACGAAGGAGCGGGGCAGUACUUCCGACGAAUUAUUUUUUGUUUCUAUCUCUUCAGAAUUUGGUCUUCCGGGAAAAAAGGAAAGUAAAAGAAGAUAAAUAUUUCUAUAAGGCAAAUUGAGGAGUAAAAUAACUUCUGUUAAAAAGAAAUAUUUAAAGUAACCCCUAUUAGACGUUUUUAGUUUUGUUAUAAAGCUAACCUAGUAGCAGGCGUGCAAGAAC
Molecule: messenger RNA, 669 nt
Organism: Leptomonas pyrrhocoris
Lineage: Eukaryota; Euglenozoa; Kinetoplastea; Trypanosomatida; Trypanosomatidae
Exons: 1
Coding region: 46-399 (117 amino acids)
Biological process (GO): hippo signaling; regulation of cell population proliferation; apoptotic process
Molecular function (GO): protein binding; metal ion binding; molecular adaptor activity
Source: RefSeq, a predicted model, not a curated record